Molecule: messenger RNA, 3204 nt
Organism: Peniophora sp. CBMAI 1063
Lineage: Eukaryota; Fungi; Basidiomycota; Agaricomycetes; Russulales; Peniophoraceae
Source: the annotation of a GenBank genome assembly
AUGGCGCUGCAUAGCGUCUACUCGAAAGAGCUGUCCGAUGCGUUUAGGAGGGGACAUCCGAUCGCUAAUCCCCAGCCGGUGGAUUAUGGAGGUGGUGAGGAAUUGCGCCCGGUUGAGGUUGGCGACGUUGGUUAUAUUCAGCCUGCUCUGGGAUACUUCGUCCGUCUAUUCAACGUACACCUCGAUCCCGGUGUUCAAGGUCAACCCGAUUGCGAAGGACUUCCGGGUGGCACCGACUUCGAGCCGUUGCGGAAGUACAGGAUCAUGUUCACCAAGGAUACAACGCCCGUCUUUGCGUCCAAUAGUGUCGCCACCAAGUCUUUGACUCCGUCACUUUCAGGACCAUUCUUCGGCGGCUUCGCUGAAUUCUCAACGUCCAAAGACCGCGGAGCGAUCCUCGCGACGCCCGAUCCCAUCGACUGCUAUAAUGCCCUCCACAUCCUCAGCUACAAAGAGCACGCGCGAGAUAACAUGGAAAGCUGGCACGAGUUCGCGGUGGCGGAAGGACACGAUAUCGAGCUUGAAGAUCUUAUGCUCGUCACGGGCGUCGAUCGCACGACUUCGUGGGCCAAUGCCAUGUUCAGCGGGAGUAGGCUUGAGGCGGGGUUUGGACUGGAGGUUCAGUUCGCGAAUGUCGGCGCGGGCGUGAAGCUGGCGUGUCGAUACUCCUGGCAGAGCACCGUUGGCGCUCUGGUCAAUUCGGGCCCGGCGCCGGCGAAGCAUGUUGGUCGGAUUACGGACGGGGAUGAGGGCGAGGCGGAGAUGCAGCCUAUGAACGUCACGAGCAAUCAGUCGCUCUUUGUCCGACAUGUUCGCGUUAAACGCCGGAGGUGGCUUGGGAUGAAGAUCGCUGCUCAAGGAGAGAAGGACGACGAUUAUUGCGAGGGUGGGGAGGACUCAGACGACGGAGCAGGUGGACUCGGCAUUGAUAAUGUCCCCGGAAGAGCACAGUUCACGGAUUGUCUUGAACCCGCGUUAGACUAUAUACUUGAACACUCGGACGCGAGCAUCGCUGUCGCGCACGACGAUGAUCUAGAUCUUCUACCCACGGUAGGAUCGUCUGCGGACGUGCCCGACGUGGUAUUACAUGGCAGCACCGGGAUGUUUACUAGCACUUCCGUCGAUGACGAUUCUUAUCCCGCCUGUGCUGAGUGUGGGUAUGUGCACGAUAUCGACGGCACUACGGAUGAGGUUCCUUGCAUAGCUCCUGGCGUCGCGCUCGACUCUACAUCGACGUCUUCAGAGCAGUCGUCGCCGCCAGCCCCGCGCCCGUCUAAGCAUUCGCCGAUGGCGGAGAAUACUCCUUCAACCUGUUGUUCUGCAUGCGGACAAUUGAUGACGGGCUCGUUCGUGCGCGCACUUGGCACCGUGUUUCACAAGGAUUGCUUCCAGUGCGUGGACUGCGGCGACAGCCUGCUUCAGAAGUUCUUCCCCAUCGACACCCCCGACGGGCAACAGCCGGUCUGCGAACGCGACUACUUCCGCCGUCUCGACCUCCUCUGCGCAUCAUGCGACUCUCCUCUCAGCGGGUCCUACGUCAGCGCCUGCGGCAAGAAGUACCACAUCGAGCACUUCACAUGCAGUGUCUGUCCGACCGUAUUCGCGCCGGAGGACAGCUACUACGAGCACGAGGGCGACGUAUACUGUCACUUUCACUUUAGCACUCGAUGCGCGACCAAGUGUGCUGGAUGUGAUACUGCCAUUCUUGAGCAGUUCGUCGAGGUUGAGCGGGAUCACCGCGACGAGUGCUGGCACCCUGAGUGUUACAUGAUCAACAAGUUCUGGAGCGUCAGGAUAGCGGGCAGUCGGCCACAGAGCCUUGAGCCUUCACCCGUCGACGGUGGCCCGGUUGAGCCGUGGGCUGAGGAAGAGGCACGCGAGACGGCCGUCAGUCUGAAAGAGAAGCAGGCUCGGAUAAAGGAGCUGGUAGAACGGAUCUGGACCGUGCUCUCUACCUUCGAAGAAUCCGCAGCGCAGGCCAUCGACGACUUGCUCCGCCGGGCCUCUGAAGGGCAGUACCCCGAAGCGAUCCGAGCCGCCUCGCAGUUCAUUCUCCACGUCGAAGUGCUCCUCGCAACGAUCAACGACCUCGAUCUCGCGUUUAUGCGCCUGGACCUUGAGAUGCCGGCGCAUGUGCGCGAGGCGCAGCAGCUCUAUCGCAAGACUGGCGAACUCUUCACGCUCCUGAGUCGCAUGCAAGAGAGCGGCGAGCGGAGGAUUGGCCUGGGACAGACGGCGCAGGCGCUGGUGGCGGACAUCGCGCUCCAGAUCAAGAUUCUCAUCUGUAUUGGGCUCACCGGUGCGCUCAAGCUCGAGCGUGAACAUGGGCGACUAGAGGCGGUGUCCUCGUUCCUCGAUAAACUACAUUCACUUGCAGUGCCGACCUGGAGGGGCGAUCCCGGUGCACGACGGAUUUCGUAUGACGGGAAACCGGAUACCGACGAACCCCCGCUUCAGCCUACACACCAAAAGACAGUCUCGGGCGCAGGGACUGCAGGUGCCGCGUACGGAUUCCGGAGUUUGGCGCUGGAGAAUGCUAGCGAGAGUCCGUUCAGCCUCACGCCGCUGGACCCGGAACUGGCGAAAGUAUCGGUCACCGACCCGCCGAGCGAUCUUUGCGCAGGAUGCGGCCUGACAAUCGAAGAGGACUGUGUGCGCUUGGGCACGGACCAGCGCUGGCACCCCGCCUGCCUCGCGUGCAAGAAGUGUGGGAAGACCCCGACGACAGAGCCUGCAUAUCACUUGCCGACAAUCACGGGCCUUGCACACCUCAUUGAAUCUUCAAAGAAACCGACUCCUCACAGAGCGCUCGCGAAUAUCCAUUUGUUCGUGUUCGACCCGGAGAGCGAGCCCGUUGAUAUAUUCUGCACGCAGCAUGGACCCGCGAAGUGUCAGUAUGGGUUCGUCCCCGUCAGCAGACUGGAGCAGUACGCGUUCUUGUUGAAUGUGGCGCUCGGGAAGUUGCAUCUGUCGUUGAAGACGAAGGGGGUUAUGACCGAAACAUCCUCGCCAUCCUCAGCGGCCGUACCGGGUCCCUCGCUCCGUGGCAGCGGCGAAGCGACGCGGAUGAAGACAGCUCAUUUAGAUCGUGAACUCUGUGCGAUGACUCGUCAGAUAAAGCGGGUUGUGAUUAUCGAGAGGCCGAGUGGUAGUGUGGCGCGCUCUGCGAACGUCGCUAUCUCUAGCCCGCGGCGCAGGCUCUGA